This is a messenger RNA of Parnassius apollo (apollo), 369 nucleotides long. NCBI's taxonomy places the organism in Eukaryota, Metazoa, Arthropoda, Insecta, Lepidoptera, Papilionidae. The record is from the annotation of a GenBank genome assembly.
AUGCAACCAGGCGAGGAAGGGGACGCAGAACAGGAGUUGGAAGAGGACUUAGAACAGGGGUCGGAAGAGGACGCGGAACAGGGAUCGGAAGAGGACGUGGGACAGGACGUGGUACAAGAAAUAAAGGGAAAAGGCGUAGUCGCGGACUUGAAACAAGAAGAGGUCAGGACAAUGAGGGUGAAGAAUGCGGUGUUAAUGAAGACUAUCCUAAUAGCGGAACAUGGAGUGUGCAAGAGUUUGGACCCUCGUUUCCCCCAAAUGAUUCAGCCUGCUUAUCUGGUUAAAGACAAGAUGAUGAGCUCAUUGAUCUCAUACAGAGAAAGUCUAAUCAGACUGCCAUCGAAAAAUCAGGACGUAGCUUGUUUCUAA